Messenger RNA from Zerene cesonia (dogface butterfly), 3360 nucleotides. RefSeq names its product dentin sialophosphoprotein-like. Bases 229 to 3066 code for a protein of 945 amino acids. Lineage: Eukaryota; Metazoa; Arthropoda; Insecta; Lepidoptera; Pieridae. The transcript is spliced from 16 exons. The record is from RefSeq and is a predicted model, not a curated record.
GUGCGUCAUCUUGUUAUCUGCGGCAAACAACGGCUUGGCGGUCGGCUUAGUUGUUAAUUAUAUAUCUUUUUUGUACCGUUACCGGCAAAAGUAAUUGCAAAAGUUUGGAACUCCUAAUGAAACACAAGAUAAUGUAUUUUCAAUUCUAUUGGAAUAAAUAGCUUAUUUUCUAAGAAUUUCUGGAACAAUAAUUGAACCAUUGCAACGAAUCAUUAAACUCAAAUCACAAUGUCGGGGAAAGCAUAUACAAUGAGGGAAAUGAAGACAAUAGUAGAAUAUCUGGUAGAACAUAAAGCAUACAAUGAAAUAAGAGGCAGAAAAAUGUGGAUGGACUUUGCGAAUGCUAAGGCUUUGAAUAGAACAUGGCAAAGUCUCAAAGAAACAUUCUUGAAGAGGAUCUUACCUGAUAUUCACAAUCCAUAUUAUAAAUUGAACAUUACUCAAAUUGCUAGUUUUAGACAAGGAUGUGAUGUGGAAUCAAAACUGAAUAAUAAGCUUGAUAUUGAGCUGGUGGAUAAAGACAUUGAUAAUGAAAAUGGUCAUCCUAAGGCGAAUGAUGAAAAAGUUAUAAUUGAUGACGAUAAAGAAAAAGAAGAAGCACCAGGUGAGGCUUCUAAAAUUUCAAAAUCAGUAGCAGAUAGAACAUCCACAGAUACUCUUGUAUUAGAGAAUUGCUAUGAAACUGCUGAGGACAUACAAAAAGAACUUGAACAUUCUGACCAAGACCAUGAUAAAGAAGAAGAACCAACAUCAACAGCUAAAAAUAAUACAGAGGAUUUAAUUCAGGGAGUUAUUAAUGAUUUUCAAUCAGAUGAGGACAAUGUUGAUGAACUGAAGCAAACCAAAAAAAAGAAGGAUACAGCUAAUCUUGAAGAUAGAGCUAAUCUGAACGGUGUGGACAGAAAAGAUCAAUCUCCAAUUGAGAUAUCAGAUUCAGAAGAUAAGGAUAACAAUUUAAAAAUUGAUGAAGAUGCUGGUAAUGAAAGUCCAGCUUCACUAAAAAUUGUGGAAGAUGUGUUGGAUAAAAAUUUGUUAGAUAAUGAAGUAUCAGAUGAAAAUCUGAAAAACACCUCAGAUUCAAUUUUAAGUGGAAAUAAAGAAGCAAGUGAUGAUAGAAAGGGACAGAUUAAUAAAGACCAAAUUGCAAAGGAGAAAAAUGAUACUGGAAGAAUUUCAGGAAACAUUACUAAUACUACAGUUGAUACACAACUGCCAAACAAUCCAGAAGAAUUUGAUAAAAAUUGUAGUAAGGAUAACCCAGCAGAUAGAGGCAAAGUGCAGAAACUAUCACUGAAAAGUCAUAAUAAACAAAACAAAAAGAGGGCAACCUCUCAAGAAGCUCCUAAAGUUAAACGCAAAAAGCUGGAACAACAGAUGUCAGUGUCAGAUACAGAUGCAGUAACGAAUACCGAAAAAAAAGCACGAAAAAACAUCAUGCCAAAGAAGAACAGCAAUACAGCAAUAGAAGAACAAAUUGUAAAUAAUGAUGCACAAAUUGUAAACCUCGAUUCAGUUUCUGAAGAAAAAACUAAAAGUGAUGCUGAAAAAAUCGAAAAUAACUCCAGUAAAGUUGAAACUAACAUUGAAUCUGAAAAAACAAGUGGGAGAAAUGAAAACUCGUAUGCAAAACAAUUGUCCUACACAAUCUAUAGUGAUUCCGGUAACAGCAUUGACCACACCGACACAAGCAAGCAGCAGACAAGAACCAGUAAUGUUGAAGAAGCACAGACAUCUAAAACUGAACAAGUGUUACAUUCGGAUUCAAGUAUUGAUGAAGUGCAAUUGAAAAAUAAAUCGGCCCUACGACUAAUAGAGAAGAAACAUCGAAAUAAUGCACUAUCCCAUGCGCUUGGAUUUUCUCAUGAUAUCAUCUCUAGCCGAAAAAGGCGUAGAAGUUAUAAUAGAAAACGAUCAACCUCUCGACACAAAACACUACACAUAUCAUCAGGCACUAGUGACUACACUUCAGACACUAUGUCAGAAUUUAUUUCACCACCAAGGGGCAGAAAGAAUAGAGGAACCAGGAAAUAUCUAAAACCAAAAUCUGCGCGGAUAUUGUCUUUGGAAGAAGAAGGCGGUUUAUUUGUUAUGCAUGGCAAGAAAAUAUACCCACUUGUUAAAGAUGGCAAGAUCCUUAAGAACUAUCUCACAUACACACCUGAUGAUGAAUCCGAUAAAGAAGAAUCUUUCUGGAAGCUAAAGUAUGUUGAGGAAAAGAAAAAGGCAGAUCAACUUGCCAAAUUAUUGAAACAAGCCACAAAUUCGAAUAAAGCAAUAGAAGAUGGCAGUGUUGUGGAGAAAAAGGAAUUAAAAGCUCAACAGACAUCCCCCAAAAAAGUUCAGCAUGAAGAGGCUGUAGCGACGACAUCAGAGAUUAAAGUGCCGGACGAUAAACAAGAAAAUACCGUCAAGAUUAAGUUUACAAAGAAUAAUGAGGAGGUGCAACUAGAAGGUCACUGGACGCACAUAAACCCAGUACUGGAACAGGUGGUGCAGAUGUUUAAUAAGAACAGCAAGGAUGAAGACAAAAAGUCGCCAGGUUGUUCGGCCGCGCAGAGGCUUUCCACCCCUGAAGCUAUUGUGGUCAGCGGAGUGUCUACGCCCGUGGUUAGGAAUGAUAAUGGUACAAAUAGAGUUAAUGAAAUAGAAAGUGAAAUAUUCAAACAAAUAGAAGAAAUUGAUAAAGCAGAGGCCGCUGACACUGAUCUGAAACCCACUCAAGAUGUUGCUAGGAGACGAGGUGGUAGACCCAGGAAGAACCCGGCACCAAUAGAAAAAUCAACAGAAAGCCCAAAAAAAGCAAAACUUUCUGUUGAAACUGAGAAAAAGACUGAAAGUAAGCCAGACGCUCCAGGCACUGGAGUCACCACUCGGCGCAGCACUAGGACACCUAAAAAAGUGCUAAAUGAAAAUACGGAAAAGAACAUAGUGAUCAAUAGAAAAUCAUCGCCUCGUAAGGCAAAAGACGCGAAUCGGACUGAAGACCCGGAUGACGGCGUCAAAUACAAGUUCCCGUCGCCCGGCGCGCCCCGCGCCCGGAGCACGAGGAGAGCCCGGAACAGUUAGUAAGUAACACUUCCCUCGCGUACACUCAAAUGUUACUCAGUUUUGAAAGGCACUCAAAUAAUAAGUGGCACUUUAUUUUGGUACGGAAGUGAUGUGAUCGAACAUUACGGUCAAAAUCAUCAGCCUAUUUUGUUUCCAAUGCAGAGAUACAGGAAUAUUGUUUAAAACUGACCCUAAAUUAAAAACGUUCUAUUGUUAUUUAUGUCAAUAAAUAGUUCACAUGUUGCGUUUAUCAAAGCAAUCGAUUCACAUUCAGUGUGUAUGUUUUGUAGUAAAUUCUCGUUGUGAUCUGUA